This is a messenger RNA of Colletotrichum scovillei, 2715 nucleotides long. RefSeq names its product ABC1 family protein. The record is from RefSeq and is a predicted model, not a curated record. The coding region runs from base 474 to 2558 and encodes 694 amino acids. Lineage: Eukaryota; Fungi; Ascomycota; Sordariomycetes; Glomerellales; Glomerellaceae. The transcript has a single exon.
CUAGUCCUAACCUACUCUAGAUCACUUACAUGGAAACCACACCAGUUCACAGCUCAUCAUUCAAUACUGACCUGUUCCUAUCACCAGGUCCGAGGUGGGCACCUGCAAUCGGUGCCGAAAGCGAUCGGGCGGGGCCGGGGAUAAGCGGAUGCAACGGACGCAUCGGUGCUUGAUUCGCCGACGGAGAUUUCCUUUUGGUGUGUGGAUGGCGUACCUCGGUGGCCUGGCCCUCGUUAUCGUCAUUGAUCUGACCUACCUACCUGACCCUGUGGCGCCAACGACAGAUCCGGCGGCCGCGCCGAACCCGAUUGAUCUCAGACGGGACUUUUGCAACUUUUCACUCUCAACCUCAACCUUUUCUUUCUCUCCAUUUUGUUGUCAUUUCUCCCCCCUUAGACUUGAGGACGCAAGGUAAUGGGAGCCUCUGACUUCCGCCUUCAUUCCCUCUUCACACGUCGUCGCCAUCACCAGUUAUGUUACGUCAGAGCAUAGCUGGUCUCUCCGCCGCGAGAUCACCAGCGCAGAGAUGCCUCUUCUCUACCUCCGCGGGCGCCGCGGGGCGUCAUCACCUACUGCAUAGUUCGAGAUCGAUACCGACAACGACCACAGCGACAAGGACAGCGGCGAAUACGACGACAUCACGACUCCUCUCCCACAUCAGAACAGCCCGCAUCCACACGAGCAGCACCCGCCGCGCCCUCAUCCCCCCUUCGCCAGAAUCCCUCGGCGCACCAAAAAAGGCGCGCACAUACAAGCGCAGCUCCAAAUGGCUGCGCCGCCUCGUCAUCUUCUCCGCCGUCGGCGGCACGCUCUACCUCGCCGACCGACAGAUCUACGCCUCGGGCUUCGCCCGCUCCCUCCGCACCUUCGGGACGGGCCUCCUCGUCGCCCUCGACUACAAGCUCAACUUCCGCCCCGAGCCGCUUACCGGCGGCACCGUGCAGGACCUGCACGUCCGCAACGCCGAGCGCCUGUUCGACCUGCUGCGGCACAACGGCGGGCUCUACCUCAAGAUCGGCCAGGCCAUCGCCAUGCAGAGCGCCGUGCUGCCGCCCGAGUUCCAAAAGAUGUUUGCGCGCAUGUUUGACGACGCGCCGCAGGACGACUGGAGCGACGUCGAGGCUGUGAUCCGCGAGGAUUUCGGAGGGCGGAGCGUCGAGGAGGUGUUCGGCGUCAGCUUCCGCGGGGAGGAGGGCAAGGGCGUCAUGGAGAGGCGGGCGAGAGCGAGCGCCAGCGUCGCGCAGGUGCACUGGGCGCGGCUGCCCGACGGCCGCGAGGUGGCUGUCAAGAUCCAGAAGCGGGAGAUUGCCAAGCAGAUCACCUGGGACCUGUGGGCGUUCAAGACGGUCGCGUGGAUCUACAGCAGGUGGUUCGACCUCCCGCUGUACAGCCUCGUGCCCUUCAUCACGGAGCGGCUGGAGCUCGAGACGGACUUUUUGAACGAGGCCAAGAACUCGGAGACGAUGCGGGACCUGAUCAACUCGGAGAAGGGCCUCCGCGGCAGGGUGUACGUUCCCAAGGUCUAUCCGGAGCUCUCGACGCGGCGCGUCAUGGUGACGGAGUGGAUCGAGGGCACGCGGCUGUGGGAUAAGCAAGGGAUCAACGGGCGGUGGAUGGGCGGGUACGGCAAGGGGUCGCCGGGCGUCCACGGCGCGCAGCUCCAGCCGCCCGACAUGGCCACCGUCCGCCGCGAGCUCCGCGACCGGCCGUACGCCGAGCAGUUUAAGCCGGAGCGGAGCGAGUGGAAGGGCCGUCGCGGGCGCGGCGGCCUGGGCCUGUCGAGCAAAGAGGUCAUGACGACCAUGAUCGACCUCUUCUCCGCGCAGAUUUUCAAAUGGGGCGUCGUCCACUGCGACCCGCACCCGGGCAACAUCUUCAUCCGGCGCCUGCCCAACGGGCGGGCGGAGCUGGUGCUCAUCGACCACGGCUUGUACGUCUACAUGUCGCCCGAGUUCCGGCACCAGUACGGCGUCUUCUGGAAGGCGCUCAUGACGUUCGACAACAAGACGAUUGAAAAGGUGACGACGGAGUGGGGCAUCAAGGCGGCGGAUCUGUUUGCGAGCGCGACGCUGAUGAGGCCGUACGAGGGCGGCGACGAGCGCACGCGCAACGGCAUCAUGAAGGAGCUCGAGGGCAAGACGCCGGCGGAGCGGCACUACGAGAUGCAGCAGCGGAUGAAGCAGGGGAUCCGCGACAUGCUGGCCGACGAGGAGAAGUGGCCCAAGGAGCUCAUCUUCAUCGGGCGCAACAUGCGCAUCGUGCAGGGGAAUAACCAGUACCUCGGCAGCCCCGUCAACCGCGUCAAGAUGAUGGGGGAGUGGGCGAGCCGCAGCCUGUUUGAGGACCCGAACCUGCCGUGGGCCAAGAGGGCGGGCAACGCGUGGCGGCAUUUGCUGUUCAAGGGCGUGUUGGCGCUGACGGAUGUCGCGUUUUACUUCUUCAAGGUGAAGCAGCUGCUCGGCUUCGGGGGCGGCAUGGAGGACGAGAUGGAGAAGAGGAUGAAGGAUAUCGCGCAGGAUUUCGGAGUUGAGCUGCAGCAUGAAGUGUUUGAGGGUUAGACAGUGAAGAUAUGUGAAUAGCGCAGUGGAGAAGAGUAAAGCUUUAGAGUUGGAGAAGUAGAGAAGGUUCAUUAGAUUCGGGUUCUUGGUGUUUAGGGGCUCGGUAAGAACCUUAUAGAGGCCUUCGAUAUAGGAAAGAUACCACUCAUAUGUUUAA